CUUUUGUUUACACGCGGUUACCAUCCUAUCGUUCAGUGCGUAAUUUCGUGAUCCAGCGUCCAAAAAAAAUCUUUUCCCGUGAUAAUAAUGAUCUCCCGACUAUCAGCAACUAGAAUCCCGUUCAAACGAAACCUUCGCCACGAAACCGUCCGGCGAACGUUGGCAUCCACUUCGUCAGCAACGCCGAAAGAACGCAAAAAGAAACCACCAAGCUCAUCCAGUCCUUCACAAGAUGAACCAACAAAAAACGUUGCUUCCGCACGCCUCGCCCGGGACCUGGAGGAAUACUUCGAACCACGCCAGUAUCGAAAAAUCGUCGAUCUAUUUCCACCGGUUUUGUUCAAACGUUCCCAAACCACCGAACGGUUCUACCUGGCUUCACCGGAACGAGCGAAGACCAUCAGCCAGUACGUCACGGAGGGACUUUCACCGGAGACGCGUCUGGUGGAAAUCAACCCCGGACCGGGCCUGUUGACGAAAGAACUUCUGCGGAAAACCGAUAACCUGCUGCUGUACGAAUCCGACGAACGAUUCGAGCCGGAACUGAACAAGCUGGUCAUUCCGAACAAAAAGAUGGAACUGAGGUUUGCGGAUUUCAACGGACACUGGAGACAGAGCUACAUGGACAGCAUGGACCAGGGGAGCAGGUUGGAGAAGAUGCUCCGGGAUUUACCCAAUCACCGACGGUGGAGGGACGAGGAGGUGAAUUUUCGGCUCUUUUCCGUCGUGGGAUCGCUGAGGUUCUUCAAAACGCUUAUUAACUCGGUGUCCAUCCAGAAGGGGCUGCUCGGUACGGGACGGUGCGAGAUGAUUCUGGCCGUUCCGCCGUUGUUCUACGUGCAUCUCACCUGCAGCAAUGAUGCCGGCUACAAGUUAUACCGCUGCAGUAGCGUUCUGUUUCAGAUAUUUUUCGAGCAUGAGUUUAUAGCAAAAAUUCCUCGAAGGGAUUUCCUCCCGUGGCCAACGAAUCCCAGCCAGCGAAGGAACCAAACCCAAUACCACCGGCUGGGGCUGGUUGGAUCGGAUGAGCUGUACCUGAUGCGGGUUGUUCCCCGGAGGGAUCUGUUCGAUUUCUGCCUGCCGGAUAAUCUGAAACUGCUGACGUUCUUCAUUUCGCAGAACAUGGUCAGUAGGAAAAAUCGGGUCAUUCCCGCUUUGGAACGAUGGAUCCCCUUCUGCGGCGCCCGGUUGAUCCUAAACCAGAAUUAUGUAACGGCACCGAUUCCGAAAAAUCCUUCCCGGAAAAAGAAGUCCAAAGACUCGAUAAUAUUUCACCGUUCGUCUUUGCCCUUGCGGGAAAAUGACUUUCCCGAGCGGAUGACAAUCUUUACGGAGUUUGGCGAGCUGACUCCCUCGCAGAUUCUGACCGUGUUCAAUGAAUUCGUCAGCUGGCCCGAAUUUCGGCAGUCGCCGUUCCUGCAGACGAUGGAGCAGCACUACAGCAAGCAGGCCUACGGUCGGCUUGACCCAUUAUCGGCGGCGGUGGUGCCGACGGCGGCCGAUGACUUGACGACGGCGGUGGCUGCUGGUGGCGACGAGGAUGUGAUUGAAGAUGAUGUAGAGCCACCAUUGCUGGGGGCGACCGACGGAACGGACCGGACGGUUGUGACCCGGGGGAAUCGGUCGUAAGAAGGUUAGUGCUUUGCUUAGUAUCUAGUUGAUUUGGCUGUAUAAAGUUUAAUAGUUUAAUUUUCUUCAUCGUUAACGAGUUUGUUCGAGAGAAAUUCCUUGAAGGUGAAUCUGCCCUGUGCGGCAUAACAGCCCAAUUGGCGUUUUUAUCGAAACUGAGUUAUACAUUGGAACCGAUUGUCAAGUAC
This is a messenger RNA of Ochlerotatus camptorhynchus, 1817 nucleotides long. RefSeq names its product mitochondrial transcription factor B2 (gene mtTFB2). The record is from RefSeq and is a predicted model, not a curated record. Gene Ontology annotation, molecular function: mitochondrial transcription factor activity; rRNA (adenine-N6,N6-)-dimethyltransferase activity. NCBI's taxonomy places the organism in Eukaryota, Metazoa, Arthropoda, Insecta, Diptera, Culicidae. Bases 88 to 1629 code for a protein of 513 amino acids. The transcript is spliced from 3 exons. Gene Ontology annotation, cellular component: mitochondrial matrix. Gene Ontology annotation, biological process: rRNA methylation; transcription initiation at mitochondrial promoter.